Camellia sinensis is the source of this 813-nucleotide messenger RNA. The record is from RefSeq and is a predicted model, not a curated record. NCBI's taxonomy places the organism in Eukaryota, Viridiplantae, Streptophyta, Magnoliopsida, Ericales, Theaceae.
AUGUCAGGACUUGCACAUUUAAUUCGUUGCACGUACCGUUUUGUCAACAAAAUUGUAGUGUCUAGUUUUGUUGAAAGAUGGCAACCGGAGACAAACACCUUCCAUUUGACUGUUGGAGAUAUGACUAUCACAUUAGACGAUGUCGUCACUAUCCUAGGGUUUCCCAUUGUAGGCAAAUCUAUUAGUGUGCAAAAGUUGUCAGAAAGGGGGGCCAUUGCAUUAGUAGUUAAUACCUUGGAAAUUGAUGCGCAAGAGGUCAGACAUGAGAUGUCUAGUGCUAGAGGCAAUUUAGUGAGGCUUGAGUGGUUGAGGGCACACUUUCAUAAUGUCACAGACAAUGAUUCAAUGGAAAGAAUUGCUUGUGCAGACUUGACGACUAUAUCUUCAUAUACUUGGGGUGUUGCUGCAUUGGCAUACUUAUAUAGACAGAAGGGGUAUGCUAGCAGGUCCGGCAUGAAAAAAAUAGCCGGUUAUAUGACACUCCUUGAGGAAUGGAUUUAUGAGCACUUUCGUGGAUUUCAACCACACUUGAAUAUGAAUUACACUCAAGACAUGCCACAUGUUUACCGUUGGACUUCUCGGAGAGAGUUUGGUGAAAAGACACAGUUGCAGGCUUUUCGAGAGGAGCUUGAUAGGUUAUUUGAGACCCGUACCAGAGUUGCAGAGAUGUCCAUCCGUAUCACCCAGUUACGUUUUACCACAAUAUAUCUGAUUACUCAUCCUUUCAUUGAGGUUGGCUAUAAGGACAGUGUACAACAUCCUGAUAUACUUUACUACGCAAUUGAUGCAAUUGAACAGUUUCUUCAAGAUUAG